Molecule: messenger RNA, 548 nt
Organism: Mandrillus leucophaeus (drill)
Lineage: Eukaryota; Metazoa; Chordata; Mammalia; Primates; Cercopithecidae
Product: catenin alpha-3-like
Exons: 3
Coding region: 5-460 (151 amino acids)
Biological process (GO): cell migration; cell-cell adhesion
Cellular component (GO): fascia adherens; adherens junction
Molecular function (GO): cadherin binding; beta-catenin binding; actin filament binding
Source: RefSeq, a predicted model, not a curated record
AAGGAUGGAUGUCCUUGCUCGGCAGAUUGCUAAUCAGUGCCCAGAUCCAUCUUGCAAACAAGACUUGUUGGCCUACCUGGAACAGAUUAAGUUCUACUCCCACCAACUGAAAAUCUGCAGUCAGGUUAAAGCUGAGAUCCAGAACCUGGGAGGAGAGCUCAUCAUGUCAGCUUUGGACAGUGUCACCUCCCUGAUCCAAGCAGCCAAAAAUUUAAUGAAUGCUGUAGUGCAAACAGUGAAAAUGUCUUACAUUGCCUCAACCAAGAUCAUCCGAAUCCAGAGUCCUGCUGGGCCCCGGCACCCAGUUGUGAUGUGGAGAAUGAAGGCUCCUGCAAAAAAACCCUUGAUUAAAAGAGAGAAGCCAGAGGAAACGUGUGCAGCUGUCAGACGAGGCUCAGCAAAGAAAAAAAUCCAUCCAGUUCAAGUCAUGAGUGAAUUUAGAGGAAGACAAAUCUACUGAAACCACUCUUCUACCUAUAGUGCCUAUAUGACAAAAUCCUGGCUAACCACACUGCUUUAUUUUACACUUAAGAAGUUCUGUAAUUUCA